AUGAUAAAACUAUAGAUGAUAAAACUAUAGAUGAUAAAACUAUAGAUGAUAAAACUACAGACGAUAAAACUAUAGAUGAUAAAACUAUAGAUGAUAAAACUACAGAUGACAAAAGUAUAGAUCAUAAAACUAAAGAUGAUAAAACUACAGAUGAUAAAACUAUAGAUGAUAAUACUAUAGAUGAUAAAACUACAGAUGAUAAAACUACAGACGAUAAAAGUAUAGAUCAUAAAACUAAAGAUGAUAAAAGUAUAGAUGAUAAAACUACAGAUGAUAAAACUACAGCCGAUAAAAGUAUAGAUCAUAAAACUAAAGAUGAUAAAAGUAUAGAUCAUAAAACUACAGAUGAUAAAACUAUAGAUGAUAAAACUACAGAUGAUAAAACUACAGAUGAUAAAAGUAUAGAUCAUAAAACUAAAGAUGAUAAAAGUAUAGAUUAG
Molecule: messenger RNA, 440 nt
Organism: Lottia gigantea (owl limpet)
Lineage: Eukaryota; Metazoa; Mollusca; Gastropoda; Lottiidae
Exons: 1
Source: RefSeq, a predicted model, not a curated record